AUGACACGUGGUAAUCAGCGUGAAUUGGCCCGUGAAAGAAAUCUGAAAAAGCAGCAGCAGCAUAAGAAGUCACAACCUCAUCAGGAUGGCGUAAAAUUAGAUAACAGAAUGGAACGGGAUGCAGAUAUCAUGCGUAAAAAGCAGGAAGCAGCAGCAGCGAAGAAAGCAGCGGAAGAAGCAGCUGCGCGUGCUGAAAAAAAUAAAAAAAUCCAAGUAUUCGACCCGCUGAAAUGAUUCCUUCAUUAUCCACAAUGAAAAAGCUUGUGUAUUACAAUACCCGCCUUCUGCUUCCUUCUUUGCCUCCUAUCGGAGCUGACCUUUGCUCCUAUUCCUUUCUUUUCUUUUUUUGGUAACUGAUCGUCUUUUAGAAUGAUCCAGUACGUGACAAAUUCUG
This is a messenger RNA of Loa loa (African eye worm), 394 nucleotides long. RefSeq lists its product as hypothetical. Gene Ontology annotation, cellular component: cytosol. Lineage: Eukaryota; Metazoa; Nematoda; Chromadorea; Rhabditida; Onchocercidae. The transcript is spliced from 3 exons. Bases 1 to 234 code for a protein of 77 amino acids. The record is from RefSeq and is a predicted model, not a curated record.